GAUGUAUUGGCUCGAGCUCAAGCUGCUGCGGAGGCGAAGAACGAAGUGUGGACUAUUCGGACGAAGAAGCUGCUUGUUUUGGGGAUUCCGCAUAACACCAGUGUGCAAGAGAUCAUUGAUUACUUCUCGGAAUGGGGUUUCGUUGAAAAAGUGCACAUCUGUACUAAUUUUACGCCAGGAAUCGUUGUUAUGCAAGCACUCUUUGAUUACGCAUUCGUCUUCUACACGGCGUAUGAAGAGGUAAGCGUGAAGCUUUUCUUUUUUUUUUUUUAA
This is a messenger RNA of Gongylonema pulchrum, 273 nucleotides long. Lineage: Eukaryota; Metazoa; Nematoda; Chromadorea; Rhabditida; Gongylonematidae. The record is from the annotation of a GenBank genome assembly.